Molecule: messenger RNA, 471 nt
Organism: Lucilia cuprina (Australian sheep blowfly)
Lineage: Eukaryota; Metazoa; Arthropoda; Insecta; Diptera; Calliphoridae
Product: tetraspanin-2
Exons: 4
Coding region: 1-471 (156 amino acids)
Cellular component (GO): membrane
Source: RefSeq, a predicted model, not a curated record
AUGUAUUUUAUCAUUGGUUUAACAGUUGUUAUCGCCUCGGCCUGGAUGCUGACAGAUCCAACAUUUGUACUGUCAAUGACACAAUCCUACAAUCAUUAUUACAUUGCUCUGUAUGUGUUUUUGGGUAUUGGAGUUUUGAUCACAAUUGGGGCAUUUUUCGGCUGUUGUGGUGUUUUGAAGGAAUCACAGUGUCUGCUGGUGUCGUUUUUCUGUGUAACUUUGGUGGUGAUGGUAGCUCAGAUAGCUGCUGGCGCUUGGGCCUUUCACAACAAAGACAAACUUGAUGACAUUGUUAGAGCUUCAGUGAAAUAUUCCGUACAAGAGGAAUAUGGUCAAUCAAGCAUGAGUUCACGUACAGUUACAUUUGAUACGAUACAAAAGAAUUUAUAUUCAAGUUAUUGUGAGCUGUCACAACAAUCAGCUGUCAAUGUUAAUGAAUGUGUCAGAUUGGGCAUGGAAAGACCAUUAUAG